GAAGUAGGUUAGAAGAAGCCACAGCUAGCUGCUUGCUGUUGCUUACAAGGAAGAAGCGCAGCGUGUGGAACUGUUAGCAUUAAAUCUACGAAAGGAGGCGCCCUUAAUUGUUUUAAAAGGAAUUGGAGGCGGAUGGACUAAGUUUCGGAUUGGAACUAGGAUUAAGAUAAGGACAACUUCCACAGCUAUUUCUGAAAGAAAGAAGUGAUCUUAAAGUCUCCAGGUGCCCCCAUUCUGUGUCAGCAGUGCUACUUACUCAACCACCAUGUCGGAUGGCCGGAUCUAUGUGGGGAAUCUUCCUGUGGAUGUCCAGGAGAGAGACAUUGAGGAUCUCUUCUACAAAUAUGGAAAAAUCCGUGACAUUGAAUUGAAGAACAAUAGAGGCACUAUCCCUUUUGCCUUCGUCCGAUUUGAAGAUCCACGGGAUGCAGAUGAUGCUGUCUACGGAAGAAAUGGAUAUGGAUAUGGAGACUCCAAGCUGCGUGUGGAGUAUCCUAGAUCCUCUGGUGCUAAAUUUGGUCCAAUGGGAGGUGGUGGUGGUGAAGGAGGAGGAGGACGUGGAGGAGGAGGAGGAGGAGGAGGACCUAGGGGAAGAUUUGGACCCCCAACCCGAAGAUCUGAAUUCCGGGUCAUAGUGACUGGGUUACCACCAACUGGGAGCUGGCAGGAUCUGAAGGAUCAUAUGCGUGAGGCAGGAGAUGUUUGUUUUGCAGAUGUGCAGCGUGAUGGAGAGGGCGUGGUGGAAUUUCUCCGUAGAGAGGACAUGGAGUACGCGUUACGCAGACUGGAUCGAACAGAGUUCCGCUCUCAUCAAGGUGAGACUGCUUACAUCCGCGUCUAUGAGGAGAGGGGCACUCCCAACUGGAAUCGGUCGCGUUCCCGCUCCAGAUCCAGAGGUCGCUAUUCACCUCCCUACCAUAACAGAGGAUCCCCGCCUCCACGCUACCAGUCGCCUCCCCGUCAUACUAUGUCGCGCCAUAGUCCACCCCCCAGGAGGCACCCUCCACAGCACCAUAGCCCCCCGCCACGUCAUUACCGGUAGAAUAGCCCACCAGUUAUAGAGGAUUUGGGGAAAAUGUUUUGUUAUUCUACUUUCUUUUUUUUUUUUUUUUUUUUUUUUUAACCCCAGGCCUCUUUGUAGGAUAGAUCAUUGUUAUUUCUUGCUACAUACAUUCCAUGGUCAUGAUCACCUGAACAACCCCUGCUCCUCCCCACGGCCUUAAAGAUUUCUUUCUUUGUAACACCCAUAUGUGUUGUCAGGAUUUUAAUUAUUUUUUUGAAGUGAGGUAAUUGGAUUUGAUUAUCAUAUAACAAAUUGGAGGUUUCUUUUAUAAAGAAAUCGUGGGUUGUGAAUGAUGUCAUACCUUGACAGGAAUUGCAAUGGUUAUUGUCCAAAACUAAUUAUUUACACAAUUCUGCAGCUAUCAAUCUAUGGUCAAACUGCUUCUUAAAUCUUGACAUGAUUUUCCCUAUUGUGUGUCGCAUUUCUGUAGCUUUAAGUAUGAAGUUUUUGCCAAUCUAAGAACCUGUGAAGCUAAUCAAUAUCCUACUAUGAUUUAAAACAUGUAAAAUUAGUGAGCCUUUUAGAGUAGUGACACAAGUUGACUGUGAGCCUCGCCUGUCAGAUUAUAUUUUUAAUGUGUGAACCUCUGACCGAGGUGGCCUGUAGGUGGACUAUAAUUUGUAUGCAUCUCUGUUGUUUUUUUCUUUACCAAUAAAUGCAAACUUUUA
This is a messenger RNA of Perca fluviatilis (European perch), 1731 nucleotides long. RefSeq names its product serine and arginine rich splicing factor 9 (gene srsf9). The transcript has 5 exons. Gene Ontology annotation, cellular component: ribonucleoprotein complex; nucleus; cytoplasm. The coding region runs from base 266 to 1042 and encodes 258 amino acids. Lineage: Eukaryota; Metazoa; Chordata; Actinopteri; Perciformes; Percidae. Gene Ontology annotation, molecular function: mRNA binding. The record is from RefSeq and is a predicted model, not a curated record.